CGAGGCGUUGUUUACAUCAGGAAACCGGAAACGACUCGAAGCCUCGUGGCUAAGGCGUGUUGCUGCAUGGUGGAUUCUAUUCGGAGGUGAAAACGGGAAGUUUUGGGUUCAAACCCGACUUUUUAUGUCUAACGGAACCUGCGUGAAGACCCGUGAACGUGUCCCUGCAGAGUGCACCCAGAUGUCUCUGCAGGGGGCCCUCAGGAGGAGCUUCGUGGCUCUCCACAGUCAGCGGGCGGUGUGGAGGAGCGUGCUGGAGGAGUGCGACCCCCUCAUGGAGUCUCUAGGGAACCUGGGGGAGCAGAUGAGGGCUCUGUCCCGGGUCCGGGUCUCCGACACACCGCUCAGGGUGUUCCCGGAGCUCCAGGAGCGGCUGCAGUUCCAGCUGCUGCAGGCUGCAGACCUCCUGCUGCAGAGACUCAGGAGCAGGAUGUCACAUCUGCAGUCCGUCAGAGACGCCAUCAGUAACCAAGUGUCUGCUGUUCUGCAGCUGUACGAGGACGCUGCAGAUAGUUUAGAUCUGGCAGCAGUGACGCAGCGAUGCUCCGUCAUCCCUUCGCUCGCUGACAUGUUGGCGUGGCUUCAGGACGCUGAGCGUUUCUACAAACAGCAAUUUCUGCAGAGGAAGACUCUGCUGCAGACGCUGACACUGGACGACCUCUCGCAGCUGGAGUCUGUUUUCAAGAGAUGGAAAAUCUUGGAAUCCCCCGAUUCAGAACAAGAAAUUACAGACUCCCUCUGCAGACUGUCCUUCUUCAUGGAGUCCCAGAGAUGACUGUCUUCUCAGGAGGAGAAGCCCUAAUCUGACCUCAGAUCUGUUACCAGACUUUAAACUCUAAUCAUUCCAAACAGACUGCAGAAAGAUGAAGGACUCAGACUGACUCGUUUCAUCCAACCCAGAAAAAAGAACAGUUGUCGACUCACUUCAGCGACUUUAUUUGACAAACUGCACAGCACACGCUAACAUGUCAGUGAACGCAGUGUGCUCUGCAUCUCUGAGGAACUCAACACAAAGCAAAUCAAACUUCAGGUGUCAGCAAAUAUGUGCGUUCACUGUGUUAAUACUUGAAUAUGAUCAGGAAACACUCUGAACCUUCUCCCAGUCCAUUUCCUCCCGUCCUACACGUACUCCUUCAGUGGCAGGUUGUUGGAGGUGAUGGGUUUGGGUGGCUCCGGUGCCGGUGAGUUGGCAAAGCUCCGGCCGAUGUAUCCCCGCCGGUAGCGACCGCCCCUCUCCAUGAGCGGGCAGGUGCUGCUGAGGACGGCGCCGCUGAUCAUCAGGAUGACGGCGGCGGCCCAGCCCAGGUAGAUGGCCUGGCCCAGUUCCCGUUUGUGCAUGAUGGGCACGUUGGGGUUGUAGAAGUCCUGGACGACGGUGUUGGCGGUCCAGGAGACCGGGAUCAGGAUGCACAGUCCUGUCAGGAUAAAGAGGAUGCCGCCUGCGAGGGCGAUGCCCGCCUUGGCGCGGCGGUCGUCGCCAGCACAGGUGGUGCACUUCAUGCCGCAGCAGGACACGGUGCAGGAGAGCCAGCCCAUGAAGAUGGCGACGCACAUGAGGGCGCGGGCGGCCUGGAUGUCGGGUGGCAGAGCCAGCAUGGAGUCGUAGGUCUUGCACUGCAUGUGACCCGUAGUCUGGUAGAUGCAGUUCAUCCAGAUCCCCUCCCACUUUAUCUCCGAGGUCAGGAUGUUGCUGCCGAUAAAAGCCGACACCUUCCACUGCGGCAGAGCCGUGACGGCGAUGGCCAUGAUCCAGCCCGUCACAGCGCAGGUGAAGCUGAUCAGCUGCAUUCCUGUGUUCACCAUGGCUGCGGUCU
Molecule: messenger RNA, 1814 nt
Organism: Fundulus heteroclitus (mummichog)
Lineage: Eukaryota; Metazoa; Chordata; Actinopteri; Cyprinodontiformes; Fundulidae
Gene: airim
Product: c19h1orf109 homolog (H. sapiens)
Exons: 5
Coding region: 125-775 (216 amino acids)
Cellular component (GO): cytoplasm; nucleus
Source: RefSeq, a predicted model, not a curated record